Terrapene triunguis (Three-toed box turtle) is the source of this 1928-nucleotide messenger RNA. It is a transcript of the gene ABCD3, whose product is annotated as ATP binding cassette subfamily D member 3. Gene Ontology annotation, cellular component: peroxisomal membrane. Gene Ontology annotation, molecular function: ATP binding; long-chain fatty acid transmembrane transporter activity; ABC-type transporter activity. The record is from RefSeq and is a predicted model, not a curated record. Lineage: Eukaryota; Metazoa; Chordata; Testudines; Emydidae. Gene Ontology annotation, biological process: fatty acid beta-oxidation; peroxisome organization; very long-chain fatty acid catabolic process. The coding region runs from base 1 to 1866 and encodes 621 amino acids. The transcript is spliced from 21 exons.
AUGGCCGCCUAUAGCAAGUACCUGACCGCGCGUCAUUCCGUGGUGGCCGGCGCGGCCGCCUGCGUCCUGCUGUGCCUGCUCAAGAAGCGCCGGAGAGCGGCUGCUAAGCACAGGGGCCACAACAAGAACAAGGAGAGAGAAGGCAGGUGGCUUUCAGUGAGCCACCUUCCACUUUACCUGAAGAUGAAGUUGACACAACAGUUGCAUGUGGUGGUUUGCAGUGCUAUCAUUGGUCGCAGCAGAAAAGAUUUCAAGAAGUACUUAUUCAACUUCAUCGCUGCCAUGCCUGCUAUCUCCCUGGUAAAUAACUUUUUGAAGUAUGGGCUAAAUGAACUUAAACUUUGUUUCCGAGUAAGACUCACCAAAUACCUCUAUGAGGAAUAUCUACAGGCUUAUACGUAUUACAAAAUGGGAAAUCUGGACAACAGAAUAGCUAAUCCAGAUCAACUGCUCACACAGGAUGUGGAAAAAUUCUGUAACAGUGUAGUGGACCUCUACUCAAACCUUAGUAAGCCAUUUUUGGAUAUAGUUUUGUAUAUCUUCAAGCUGACAAAUGCAAUAGGAGCUCAGGGUCCAGCUACCAUGAUGGCCUACUUGAUAGUUUCAGGCUUUUUCCUUACGCGUCUAAGGAGGCCCAUUGGCAAGAUGACAAUUGCUGAACAAAAAUAUGAAGGGGAGUACAGAUUUGUCAAUUCACGGCUCAUUACAAACAGUGAAGAAAUUGCUUUUUAUAAUGGGAAUUUAAGGGAAAAACAGACGAUUCACAAAACCUUUCAUAAACUGGUGGAACAUUUGCAUAAUUUCAUCUUGUUUCGGUUUUCUAUGGGAUUCAUAGAUACUAUUAUUGCCAAAUACCUAGCUACUGUGGUUGGUUACCUGGUCGUUAGUCGUCCGUUUCUGAACCUAGCUCAUCCUCGUCAUCAAAAGAGUACCCAUUCAGAACUCCUAGAGGAUUACUACCAAAGCGGAAGAAUGUUGUUGAGAAUGUCUCAAGCUCUGGGCAGAAUAGUCCUGGCAGGCCGUGAAAUGACCAGAUUGGCUGGCUUCACAGCUCGAAUUACAGAAUUAAUGCAAGUACUAAAGGACUUGAACAGGGGCAGAUAUCAGCGUACUAUGAUAUUGCAACAUGAAAAAGAUGGAGAUAGAACCCAAACGAUUCCCUUGAUACCUGGGAGUGGAGAAAUUAUCAACACUGAUAAUCUUAUCAAGUUUGAUCAUGUUCCAUUAGCAACGCCUAAUGGAGACAUUUUGAUUCGAGACCUUAAUUUUGAGGUUCGGUCUGGUGCAAAUGUUCUGAUUUGUGGGCCAAACGGAUGUGGGAAGAGUUCACUUUUCCGUGUUCUUGGCGAGUUGUGGCCUCUGUUUGGUGGAUGUCUAACCAAGCCUGAGAGAGGAAAGCUUUUCUAUGUUCCUCAGAGACCAUAUAUGACGCUAGGAACCCUCAGAGACCAAGUAAUAUAUCCAGAUACCGUAGAAGACCAGAGGAAGAAGGGGAUAGCUGACCAGGUGCUGAAGGAGUACUUGGAUAAUGUCCAGUUGGGUCAAAUCCUGGAACGUGAAGGUGGCUGGGAUAGUGUUCAAGACUGGAUGGAUGUGCUCAGCGGAGGAGAAAAACAGAGGAUGGCAAUGGCAAGGUUAUUUUAUCAUAAACCUCAGUUUGCAAUUCUGGAUGAAUGUACAAGUGCUGUUAGCGUUGAUGUAGAAGGCUACAUUUACAGUCAUUGCCGGAAAGUUGGCAUCACUCUCUUCACUGUCUCUCACAGAAAGUCCCUCUGGAAACACCACGAUUUUUACCUGCACAUGGAUGGUAGAGGAAAUUACGAGUUCAAGAAGAUAACUGAAGACACAGUUGAAUUUGGAUCUUAAAAUCCAUAAAGCUGCAACUACUACAGAGACUGAUAAUUACAGAGAACAUGUAGAAAGGAAAA